Messenger RNA from Acanthosepion pharaonis, 1161 nucleotides. The record is from the annotation of a GenBank genome assembly. NCBI's taxonomy places the organism in Eukaryota, Metazoa, Mollusca, Cephalopoda, Sepiida, Sepiidae.
AUGUGCUAUUUCUGUUCAGCCUACUUCAGGCAUUUCGUUUCAGCUUUUUUUUCUGGUCCUUCUCUCUGUCCUAUUUCUGUUCACUCUACUUCUGUUCAGUCCUUUCGUUUCAGCUUCUUUUCUGGUCCUUUUCUCUGUCCUAUUUCUGUUUACUCUACUUCUGUUCAGUCUCUUCGUUUCAGUUUCUUUUCUGACCAUUCCCUCUGUCCUAUUUCUGUUCAGCCUACUUCUGUUCAGUCCUUUCGUUUCAGCUUCUUUUCUGGUCUUUUUCUCUGUCUUAUUUCUGUUCCACCUACUUCAGUUCAGUCCUUUCGUUUCAGCUUCUUUUCUGGUCUUUUUCUCUGUCUUAUUUCUGUUCAGCCUACCUCUGUUCAGUCCUUUCGUUUCAGCUUCUUUUCUGGUCUUUUUCUCUGUCUUAUUUCUGUUCCACCUACUUCAGUUCAGUCCUUUCGUUUCAGCUUCUUUUCUGGUCUUUUUCUCUGUCUUAUUUCUGUUCAGCCUACCUCUGUUCAGUCCUUUCGUUUCAGCUUCUUUUCUGGUCUUUUUCUCUGUCUUAUUUCUGUCCCACCUACUUCAGUUCAGUCCUUUCGUUUCAGCUUCUUUUCUGGUCUUUUUCUCUGUGUUAUUUCUGUUCAGCCUACCCCUGUUCAGUCCUUUCGUUUCAGCUUCUUUUCUGGUCUUUUUUUUUUUCUCUGUCUUAUUUCUGUUCCACCUACUUCAGUUCAGUCCUUUCGUUUCAGCUUCUUUUCUGGUCUUUUUCUCUGGCUUAUUUCUGUUCAGCCUACCUCUGUUCAGUCCUUUCGUUUCAGCUUCUUUUCUGGUCUUUUUCUCUGUCCUAUUUCUGUUCAGCCUACUUCAGUUCAGUCCUUUCGUUUCAGCUUCUUUCCUGGUCCUUCUCUAUGUGCUCUUUCUGUUCAGCGUACUUCAGUUCAGUCCCUUUGUUUCAGUUUCUUUUCUGACCAUUCUCUCUGUCAUAUUUCUGUUCAGCCUACUUCUCUUCAGUCCUUUCGUUUCAGCUUCUUUUCUGGUCCUUCUCUCUGUCCUAUUUCUGUUCUGCUAUCUGUCACAUCUGUUCAGUUACUCCCGUUCAGUCCCUUCUCUUCAGCGGCUUCUGUUCAUUCCACUUCCGUUCAGUCCCUCUGUUUAGAUUUCUUCCUUUAA